AUGACACGGCCACCGCACAACUCUGGCGCACUGCCGCCGUCGUCAUCACGCCCUCAUCGUCGCCGCUGGGUGCCGGGUAUCCUGGCCCUGCCCUAUGCGCUCAAAGAAGCCGGGUUUUACUUUGGCAUAUUCACGUUAGUAGCCGUUGCACUGCUAAGCAACCUCUCCCUUAACACGCUCAUCUACAGCGGCCGGCGCACAUCGCGGUACAAGUACGAGUCGGUAUCGGCGCAGCCUUGGGCCACUGGGGACAUCAUCUAUCUCAUCAUCAUCGGCGACCUGGGCUCAUCGCUCGUCCAGGCACUCGUCGGCCCUGGAUCACUGUGGGGCUCGCGAAACAUCGUUAUUAUUGCAGCGGCCUGCUCACUGGCCCUGCCGCUGCUGUUCUUCCGCACAUUGGCCCCCUCACGGCCCCUCGGCGCUCUCCAUCAUGUGUCUGCCGAUGAUUCCUAUGCGCAGCCGGAGCCGGCGCCCACUCCCAUCUGGGGUCCCAGCGUUCUGCCGGCCAUCGGCGUCAUUGCGUUCGCCUACGCCUGCCAGCAGACCUACCGCGUAUUCGGCUUGGAAACGCAGCCCAACUUGCUCAACAACUUUGCCUCCGACGACGGCUGGGCUAACGUGGCUCGUGCCCUGCUGGCAUUCACCCUGGCACUGACGUAUCCAAUGCAGUUCUAUCCCGUGCGCGAUCUGCUGGCCGAUGCCUUGUGUGUGUCGGUGGAUGAGCAGCCAGCUAAGUUCCAUGGCAUAACUGAUCUGGGAUUUGUGUUCAAACUUAUUGGCACAGCGGCAUCGAGUCUCAUGGUCUUUGGCCUUCCUGGAGUCAUCUAUUUGCAGCUGGUGUCACCGUACAAGUGGUGGGGACGGAAGACUGAGGACGAGUCCGCACUUCUGCUGCCUGCACCUGUUGCUGCUUCUGUCGCUGAUGAUGGCGCGAGCGACAGCGAGUUUAUCUCAGAGCCAAGUACAUCGGUGUUAUCCGCGGUGCUGCUGCUCCUAGGCCUCGGCGUCUUUGCCGUUGGAACUUGGUCAGCCGUCCAUGAAUACGUCUCGUCUAAAUAA
Kickxella alabastrina is the source of this 1059-nucleotide messenger RNA. RefSeq lists its product as uncharacterized. Gene Ontology annotation, molecular function: amino acid transmembrane transporter activity. Lineage: Eukaryota; Fungi; Kickxellomycota; Kickxellomycetes; Kickxellales; Kickxellaceae. The record is from RefSeq and is a predicted model, not a curated record. The transcript is spliced from 6 exons. Bases 1 to 1059 code for a protein of 352 amino acids. Gene Ontology annotation, biological process: amino acid transmembrane transport.